UUGGCGCUUGGUUGAAUGAUGGCCGUGUGAAGGCUUCGUGUAAAUGAGUUUACAUCUUCAAGACGACGAUUGUGUGUCUGACCAGAAGUCGUUUUCGCGGUGAUGCAGUGAAACAUAAUCGCUACUUUCAAAGAGGUAAGAUGUUUUAUGAAAGAACGGUUCAUUUAAGAGGAGAUGAAGGAGGAAAGAGGAGGUUGUUAAGUUACCGUUAUGAAUUGAGUUAGAGCUAGCAACGUUAGCAGGCUUUAGCUAACCCUGGCAAGUUACAGGCUGCACAGUUAGUUUCGUUUCAGGUUUUUAGCUGCUUGGAAGGGUUUAUUGUUACAUUUGCUCACAUUCAGACCACCACCCUUUGCUAGACUUUUGUUGUGACAUGGAAAGAGUUCACAUGCAUGAAUUAAAUGUUAGGCAAGUCCUGUAUAUCGUUGUUAAGCUGUAGUAUCAUAACGCUAUGGUAAUGGUUUCCUUUUUAUUUUAAUGGGGGGGAAAAAACCACCCACUUUCUUUCACUAUAAUGUUAACUUGCAAUGUGAAAUACAGGAUCCCGGGAGGUUUUAUUGUUAUCAGUGCAAAGACAGAGACAGGUGUGUCCAAGUCUUAUCAGCUUGCAGAUGUUUUGUUUUGAUUUGAUAGAAGUUUAUGUGAACAUAUAAAAAAUAACAUAAAUAAUAACUAGAAAAAUUGCAUUUCCUUGCAGAGAAUGUGUGGAAAUGCUUAGAGCUGAAAAGAGCAAUGCAACACUGCUAAUAAAAAAUGGAGGAAGGUAUAAAUGUAAAAGCUGUUGAAAAGAAAUACAAGUUGGAUAAUUGUGAACAUGGUUGAAGGACAAAUAGUAUGAAUAUGCUUCAUAAAUUGAAAUUUCAUUCAUGCUGAAAGAUGCUAGAAAACUGUCUGAAAUUGCACAAAGUCUGAAUGAAGAAGUAAAUUAUAGGGAUGGGAAUUGCUAAGAUUUUAUCCAUAUCGAUACCAUUAACGAUUCUACUUAUCGAUUCAGUUCUUUAACAAUUCUCUUAUCAAGGCCUUUCUUUGAUUUAAAAAAAAAAAAAAAGUAGACUGUAGGUUUUUACCGUUAACUCAAAAUCUUAUUGAGUCUCUUAUAACAGAGGUCUAAAAAUAAUCAAACAACAAACUAUUUGUACAGCAUUUACUUUGGUCAGUAUAAGUCAAAUUAGGGUUACUAUAUUCUGGAUCCCCAAAAAGAGGGCAUUGCUGAGGUGGGGCAGCAGCAGCUGACGAUCAGAAGAAAGGAAUUGUUGAGGGAAUUGUUGAGAUAACAUGUAAACGAUGUUGAUGGAUUGAACCAUUAGGAACCGGUUCUCAACAAGAAUCAGUUCUCGAUUCCCAUCCCUAGUAAAUUACCCUAAAAGGCAGGAUGGUGAGAAGUGGCAUAAGAUUCAGAAGAUCUUUUGUGCCAACAGCCAUCAGACUUUAUAACUCUUGUGUAAAUAGUAGAUAACUUUUAGAGACAUAUUGUGUGAGACAACAGACAAUUGAAUUUCCCCUUGGGGAUAAUGAAGUUCUUCUUAUUCAAGUUGUAGUUCUAGUAGUAGUAUGAUAAGUAGUCAUAGUAGUGAUAUUAGUAGACAUGUGAGCAGUAGAAGUAGUUUAAGAAUGGAAGAAGUAGAAGUCAAAGUAGUAGAGCUAGUGGUAGAAGUAGUAGUCGCAGCACAACAACAAAUGACAAAAAGUUAUUCAUGUUCAAAAAGGAGUGGGAAGAAGUCGAGACUUGUCUUGUCCCACCCCUUCUCCGACACUAAUGGUUUAAAUAUAUAUCAUAAUAUUAUAAUAGCAAUGAAAAUAAUCACCACAGGGAAAAUACCAAAACAACAACAAAACAAUGAUGAUAAUGAUAACAGUUACUAUGAUUGUACAUCCCUGUAUCCAGUGAAAACAUAUUCUUCAUAUUUUGUUUGAAAUUGUUAGGACAUUGUUUUAACUCCUCACCCAUACCCUUCCACAGUCUCACCCCACAGAAUGAAAUACAAAAUUGUUUUCUGCUUGUGUGGAUUUUAUUAAUUUUGAAGUUGUACUGUAUUAUAUUUUGCUUUGAGUUUAGGAUCACACUGAAUUGUAACUACAUGAUGGUGCAAGUAUUAGUGUGAAACAAAGACAUUUUGUAGUAACUGUUAGAUAUGAUAAAAUAAAGGUGAAUUUCUAAACAAUAGCUUUUGUAUGUGUAGAAAUAAGUGAAAACGGCAAAAAUCAAUGUAAUUUUACAGCACUUACCACCUCAGAGCUUCCAGACAGCCAGCUCUGAAAUAAGUUCAUUGUUGGACUUUAGUAUUAAAUGAUAGUGACUAAAACAUGCUUGGGAGAGGAUGUGAUUUUUUUUCUUAUAAUGUAUUAUCCAUCAUGUCAUUAAAGACCUGUUUGGACCAGUAGCUAAAUCGGACAGGAAACACUUUUAACAGCAUGUCACACAACCUACUUAAUGGCCCUGACUUUGUUGCAAUGCACCUUUUUGUCUUUGUUUUCCCCAAAUUAUGGAACACAAUGAGCAUGAAGUUUAUUUAACCUGUAUAUCACAUGGAAAUUUGUAAAAAAAAAAUUACCCUUUUGUUUGUUUUUUCAGCAAUACUUGGGUCACAAUGGCCAGUGACGUGUGCAACCACGUCAAGGUGGUUGUCAGGGUUAGACCAACCAGCGAAUGUGAGAAGCGCGAGAACUGCCGAAAUGUGGUCAAGGUUGUUGACAGCAACAUGCUCGUAUUUGACCCAAAGGAAGAGGACAUGUCAUGUUUUGGGUCACAAAGAGUACGGAACAGAAACAUCAACAAAAGGGCCAACAAGGACCUUAAGUUUGUUUUUGACCACGUCUUCAACGAGAACUCCACCCAAGCUGACAUCUUCGAGAACACCACUAAAGGAGUGCUGGAUGGUGUGAUGAAUGGAUUUAACUCCACAGGUAUGAAUGACAACAGAUUUGUUACAAAAAGCUGAGAAAUCAAUCCUUAUAACCUUGUGUCAGGAUUCCUAUAUUUUCUUCUUUGGGGUUUUACCAAGGAUAAGUUGUUUGCAUUCCUCUUUCACAAAGUAUGAGGACAGUAAGCAUGGAAAUCCAGGCCUGUCAUACCGUUAGUUUAGAGAGGCACUCUGUCUGUGCUACAGAAAGAAGAGAACAUAUAAAACUCAUCAUCAUGCAUUUAUUGCCCCUGUAACCUUUCAAAAGAUAGAGUUCUGAGUCACCGGUUGAGUCUGCAGUUUAGCGUCUAUGCCGAGGCUGUGUCUGUGGAUAUGGUUAUUGUUUGCUCUAUGGCUGUGUUUAUUGUUGUUUUAUUGGUUCGAUGGAUAGGCCUUCAAUGGCUUUACUGAGACUACUCUUCAGUGCCCCUGUCAACAUAAGUCAAAAAAGCAUCAUCAUGCAUUAUUUAUUGUGUCAGAUGAAAUAGGGAUGUUACCGUUACUCCAGAAUAACUAAAGAGCAUUGUUGUAUUUUUAUAAUUAUCAGCCGGGAAACCCACUACUCAUAAAAAAAAUCCAACUUUCUUUAAGUGUCUGAAUCCUUAAAACUAAUGUGCUACAGCCACAGUCAUAACUAAGCCAAACCAUCUCUGCUUCCUCAAUCAUCAGUGACCUAAGAUAUAUGACUGCAUGGCCACAGUCUUUAUCACAGCUACUGCCCAUCAGAACUUACAGUGGAGACAGGAGUAUCAACAACAGUGUCUGAAAACUACAGGAACUAUCUCUGUUUUUCGACUAGUCUGCUAAAUAGUCUUGUGGAGUCCCUUACCUGUAGUGGUGUACACACACUCCGAGGUCAUCUACAGCUGGAGGUGGUCAGAUUAACAUUGAGGACUUUUUCAAGUAAUUCAAAUAAUGAAAAAACAUUCCAGUGUUGACGAAAAAAUUAUGUUAUUGCAAAAGUUUUUGUAAGAAAUCUCUUGUAUUUGACAACCUAAAGUUUUUAUUAAAAUACCUCUAUUAGAACGACCUAAACAUUGGUGUCUGAAUACAGUAAUGAGUCACACAAGCACCACUUUUGACUUACAUCUUCAAUUCCUUAUUUAACAUCACUGGCUGACUCACACUUCCAUUUUAUUAAUUGAAACAGCUGACUGCUGUUUAUUUACUUUGUCUGCUCCAGGGUUCACUUGCUGGUGUUCAAGCAGCACAAUUGGGAAAUUUUGAAGGAUGGUGUACCCACUACAAAUAAGAGGCCAGAUGGAUUUGGCAUCAGAGAGUCAUCAUUGAUCCAUUGAAAGAUGCCGAGUCGGAUGGAAAACUUGAUCAUGCUGAAAAAUUAUCAACUCAGCCACCAGUUUAUUGCGCAUACCCUUCUGAAACUCAUAUAGCAACUAAACUGUGUUGCAUUGAUAACUAACUUCACAGAGGCUAUAUGAUCAGUUUUUGUUUAACUAUUCUCAGAUAAGUAUAAUUACUAAAUGACCAUUUUAGAGCAUGUAUUUCAUGGGCUUUUUAUUCGCACUUGGUCGACCUUAUUGAUACCUUACCUAUUGAUACCCUACUUUAUUAACUAGCAAGAAAUAAAUGGAAGCACUGUCAUACCUGAAUACAGUAUAACAGCAGAACAAAGAAAAACCUGCAGUGAUUGUGUUAUUUACCUCACUAAAAAACUACAUAAAAACAGAGCAUAUGGCCAUUUUUAUUAUAUUUGUUGCAGGAGUUUGUUUGACUAGUUUGGGUUGGUUUAAGAUGUGCCGAAUCAGCUGGCAAUUGGGUUCGUUCUCGCAGCUAAAUACUUAUGUUAACUAGUAUCUUCUUAAUUGAUUAACUCAAUAUCUGAGUUUAAUGGGAUUUUACACACCCCUCUUUUCUUAAGUGCAGCCGUCACAUCCUCAUUUUGAAAUAUGAUUGAUGUUGAGGCAUUAACUGUUUUUUGUUUUGUGGUCUAAAGUAUGAUUAUUAUUUACAUCCCCCUUACUUCAAGGUAACAUGUCUUUCAAUUUCAGUGUUCGCAUAUGGUGCAACUGGAGCAGGCAAGACGCACACCAUGUUAGGCUCGCAAAACGACCCUGGAGUUAUGUACCGCACCAUGAAAGAGCUCUUUAAACGCAUGGAUGACGCCAAGGAGGAGAAAGAGUUUGCUGUUGCCUUCUCAUAUCUUGAGGUAAAUAUCUGGAGGGGAAAAGUUCUUGUUUUAUCAAACUUUUAAGAGGUUUGACUUAAGAGUUAGAAAUGGCCAAGUAUAACUCUAGGAUUUCUUCUAUAUCCUAGUCCUAACACCCUAAAACUUUUAAAAGUGUGAAUAUCUUUACUGAUCCCCUGGCAUGCUUUGAUAGAUUUGCAGCCAUUUGCACUGAUGAGUCAUUUUGUUUACAGGUUUAUAAUGAACAGAUCAGAGAUUUGUUGGCGAACGCGGGCCCUCUUGCUGUCAGAGAAGACAGUUCUAAAGGAGUUGUUGUUCAGGGCCUGACCCUGCAUCAGGUGAGUAACAAAACUAAUCAUGCACCCUCACUCAUAUGACAUUGUUAUGUUUAUGCAAGGUAAAUGCUGGAAUGAUUGGACAGUUUUUUUAUUAGAUGGAGCUGAUUUGGACUUUGCAAUUGAUGAGGUAUUUUCAAAGUCAAAACAUCCAUUUUCAAUGUUGCAGAGGUUAGCAGCGACAAAUGAAAAUAACUGUUCGCACUCCCAGCGUGCACUGUCACAGAGAAAUGCCUUUACACUGAAUGAUGUAAAUAAGAAAGAAAGCCAAGUAAAACUGAUUAAAACAGGUAUUCUGACGUCUACAAAUGUCACAAAGAGGGAAAAUUGUUUUCUCUUAAAAUAAAUUUAGUUGCAUAAAAAAUUGUAUGUUGCAUUUAAAACCCUUAAUUUGUGAUUUGUCCAGUUAAAGUGAACAAAUGUGGGCUCUCUAAAACAUAAUUUCAAAAAUUAUUGAUACUUUUUAAAAAUCUAUGAAUAAAUACAAGCUACUUUUGUUUAAAAUGCUGCUAAAAUAGAGUAAAUCUUUAUUAAAAUGUGUUAUAAAGCCCCAUAUUUCCUUUUAGGUUUGUUGUGUACAAGUGCAAAGCAAUUUGUAUGUUUCAGGGUUUCAACUGGGUCACACACUGUCAAUGUUGAAUGCUUGUUUUUGAAAAUUCAGCCCAAAUCUGCAGAGCACAUCCUUGAAGCUUUGGAUUCUGGAAAUCGCAACCGAACACAGCAUCCCACCGAUAUGAAUGCCACCUCUUCUCGGUCCCAUGCUGUAUUUCAGGUAUUCUGAUCUGGUUUUAUUGAAAUCUUAUCCACAAAUGGGCCACUGCAUCAUGUCAUUAAAACCAAGCAAAAAAAAGGUGAAAAGAAACAAUCAAUAAAAGAACUAUGGACAGAGAGUGAUACUUGCAGUUCAUCAAUUAUUAGGAGUUUCUCUUUUUUCCCCACAAGCAAUGCAUCACAGCUUGCUUCACGAAAGUUACAAGCUGACAAAUUUUCUGUAUUUUCUUCAGGUGUAUUUGAGGCAACAGGACAAAACAGCCAGCCUCAACCCAAAUGUUUGUAUUGCCAAAAUGAGCCUGAUUGAUCUCGCUGGUUCUGAGAGAGCAAGCGCCACUAACGCCAAGGGGGCACGUUUGCGGGAAGGUGCCAAUAUCAACCGCUCUCUUCUUGCCCUGGGGAAUGUUAUCAAUGCACUUGCUGACCCAAAGGUGAGUUUAUCCUACCAUUAGUCAUGCUGUCGAUGGUGUUUGGUGUGAACCAGUGAAGUAAUAAUCAAACCAGAACAUUUUGUUUGUUUUUUUUACCUCAAUUAAAAAAGUCAAUAUUGAUUUGGUUGACUGAUGUGACAAAUUUCACAAGACUCAUGCAAAUAUGGAAAAUGAAUACAGUGAAAUAAGUCUCUGGAUGAGAUCAUGCACAAUUUUAUUACCUCAUAUUGUUUAAAUGGUGUUUCUGUUCAUUCUAUUUUGACACAAGGUUGACUACUAAUGAUGGUCGAGGCCUAUGCAUGUAUUUUAACAUUUCUUGACCAGUUGUAAAUGCGGUUCACAUUUUCCAAUACCAUUUUUCCCCCGGUACAAUCUUGCUCAUUUGCUGCAGGAAACCUUUAGUUUAUAUCUUAUCUCAGGAGCAUUACAUUUGGUCUGAUCAGCUGCAGUUUUGAAGAUGUUUCAUUGACAGCUUGAAGCGAAAAUGAGUGAUCUGAUCACCUCAAGAGCAGUUAUGUAUGCUUUGUGUCGUUAUUAAUCAUUGAAUUGAGAUGUGGAUAGCAACAUUUACAAUUGUCAAACUUUCUAUAGACUGUGAAUCACUCCCAAAUUAAAUUUAGUGUAAUACUUUUGUAACUUUCAAAUAUUUCUUAUGUCUAUACAAAUGAAAUAAACAUAAGUAGGUUUAAACAGUUCGUAAAAUUUUUAUAUUAGUAGUAUUUAUUUACAAGUUUAAAGCUAGAUUCAAACCAAAAUUUAGUCUGUUAAAAGAUGUAUACUCCAUAUGGCAGAGUUCUUUUUUUAGAGUUUAGUUUCACAGCAUGAACAUAAGAAGUCUUCAGUUUUGUUCUCAUUGGGAACUUUUUUUUAUGUAUAGAUGUUUGUACAGUAUAUAAAGUUUUGAACCUCCCUCCAUGUGUAGGAGAGAACCUGGGAAACGGAAAGUCAACUGAGUAUUUGGGUAUUAUUUUAUUCCAGUUGCAUACAUUAACCUGUCAAGAAGUCUUCUCACUUUACACACCAGUCUCAGGGGAGGAGGUGCAAGCAGACCACAUGCAUUUGGGAAGUGCUGUGCAAACGUCCCACAGUCACGUUGAAAUAUGAUCAUUUUUUGAACAGGUUGCUUCAUUCUGAGGUUUAAACUGUGUUCUUUCACGGACACUGUGCAUGUUAGUUUUUUACCCUGCCCACCAUUCUUUACAUGUUGCAGUCCAGGACUCAUAGCUCGAUCUGUUUAACCUACAACGCCCACCACUAAUCCCCUCUCUCUCCCCACCCUAUCCCCAUGGUUAGUGGUGCUCCAGUGUUUACUGUUGGCAGAACAGGAAUUUAUGUUGUAGCCAUUGUUUACAGGAAAGAAUGUCCCCACUUGUCUCUGAGCUUGAAUACCAUUUGCCUGAGUGAGAAGAAUGUCUGCAACUUUUCUGUCCAGACGGUUCAGUAUGUCAUCUUCAUGCUAUGCUGCACAGAGUUUUUGUUGUUGCCUUAGGCGAUGAAGAUAUGAAGAUGCAUUUGACAAUGCUACCCAUUUGGUCUUCCAUUCACACAAGCCGAGUGUUACCCCGCUCCUUUUAGUAGGGCCUGUCUAAAAGUGUUGUCCAGAGUGGAUGUGUUUGAUUUUGAUUGGAAAAUUCUCUUGUCAUCCUGGACGGAUCAAGCUGAGCUUUAUGAAACUGCUGAUGUGUUGUUUCAACAUUAUUUAUGGUCAAAUUCCUUGGCACCCCCCCGCCCCACCCCCACUUGUUAAAAAGCAGCUUUCAUUACGUGUGCUUCAAUCACUGCUCAAUGCUCUUGCAGUUGUGUGACCUCAAAAACAAGCAUGUUCAGUGGAACUCGGCUUUUGUGUUGCUUGGUCUCUAAUUAUGUGGUCUGUAAUUGUAAUUGCGAGCACCACAUGGUCAUCAUAACCACACGCAGCCCCUUGUGGCAACAUGAGUUAUUAGUUGUUUACUGGCUUGACUAAGAUAAAACUCUACUCCAGCUUUAUUAUGAAGCUCUUUAACUGCCCAGCCAAUAGAAGGUUAUUUAUAAACCAGUAACAAGGGUUAAUUUAGGAUAAGGGACGUUCAGAAACAGGUGAAACCACAGACUUUAUUUUGCUGACUCAGCAAAUUGAGCAUAAUGAUAUUAAAUAAACUUGUUGAUUUGCCAUUGUAAGGUAGAUGGUAAGCUAUUAAACAUAAUAUGAAUGUGGAUGAAACCUUUUUUAAUAUGUUAGGGGUUUAAAAGAAAUUACCUACAAUAUGUACACUGGGCUCCUUUUGAAACAAAUAAUUUGCUUUUUUUGAGUCCAACACAAACGGUAAAUGAAAAGGUUCUGAUUCUGGCUAUUAUUGAAAGAACACGCUCCAAAUUGGCGUUUUGUAAAACUCCCUGGACCCGACAUGACCCAAAGCCUAAGUCCUUAAAUCCAGAUGUGAUUUAGGAUUUUCCACUGAGAAAUGAAGACACAGCUGUGAACCCCAAAACGUGUCAUUUUACAAUCCUCCAUUACCGAACUUAGUAUUUAUUGUGGAACUCAUUGUGACUUUUGGCAAUCUCUAGUAGUUAAUCCUUGGCCAUUAUCAGAAACAGAGCUGUGUGCACAUACCAAGUGUAAACUGGCCAGUGUGGAUGACUGUUGCCCAUUUUUACUUCAGAAAUACAUACUUUGUCAUGUUUUGCUCCUUGUUGGAAUUUAUUGGUCCUAAAAAGUGUUAAGUGACGAAGCGUUUCCUCUCAAGCAUUUCCAGAUGGAGAUUUCUUCGAGAAGCACAUCACCUUUUUGCCCUUUUGAAUACCACCACUGUAAUGUACUUUUCCUUUGUUUAACUUUUUAUUUCUCAUGUUUCACAGAAGAGCAAAUUUCCAGAUCCCAAACCCUUUUUCUUCUUUUCUUCAACUUCAUGUUUUUACUAAGCAAACUGAGGAACUCUCAUAUGUUUCGUGUCGCUUCUUUGUGUUCACUUGAUGUCAACCCAGAAUUAAAAAGGUUUCAUGUCUGGGGUUUCUUUGACCUUUCUCUUGUUUUGUGUUGUUUUCAGAGUAAGAAGACUCACAUCCCAUACAGAGACAGCAAGCUAACCAGACUACUCAAAGACUCUUUGGGAGGUAACUGCAGGACAGUAAUGAUCGCUAAUGUGAGCCCCUCAUCCAAGUCUUAUGAUGACACCUGCAAUACGCUUAAAUAUGCCAACAGAGCCAAGGAGAUCAAGUCCUCGGUACGUGUCAAAGUUUUUAUCGUUGUAUAGCUGCUUAUAUACGCUGUGUUUGAUCAUUCUUUCUAUACAUGUGACAAUUCAAAGUCAAGUCUUUUUACAUACUUUUGUUCUUCCUGCCCCUUACCUUUUAGCUGAAGAGUAAUGUUGUGAGCCUCGACAGUCACAUUGGUCAAUAUGCAGAGAUAUGUGAGAAGCAACGGCAAGAGGUAAUACAAAAGACAUCACAAAAAACAAAUUCUUAACCCUGAAACUUAAAAUCUGAACUGUUGCAAUCAUCCGUAUUUAACUUCUGGCUGUUACCUUUUUAUUUAUUUUUUCCUAAAGAUUCUGCAGUUGAAGCAGAAACUUAAACAGUAUGAAGAGAAAAAUCUGGUACCUGGAGCUCCCAACACGAUCCCCUCCCGGAAACAAGCAGAGUUAAAAAGGUAAGCAUGUAAAUCUGUCAUAUUGCUCUCCCUGCGUUUAAUUUUACAUAGUUCCAGCACUGCAUGGUUCAUAAAAGGCACUAUGUGUUGCACAGGCUCUCCAGACACACACACACACACACACACACACACACACACGGAUGUUCAGUUCUGCCAGCUCGUUUCUUCUCCAUUUCACCCCUAUCAUAAUCAUGACAUGUCUCGUUUCUGCCUCUGUACCUUUUACACAGACAGGGGUGUAACAGUCCCGUCAUAAGCAGACUGUGUAAAGAUGCAAAGUGUUAUCUGGUUUGCUUCUGUUUCUAUCUUUCUGUUUCACUCACUGUUGUAUUGUAAAUAUUGUGAUUGGAACAGAGAACUGCUGCAUAAAACCUGCAUUUACCAAUGUAUUGUGUGGUGGUAAAUUCUUCAUGGGCCCUGUGGUUUUACAAAUGGUCCUGCAGACUUUAGAUCCAUUAUGACUCAUAAUGAAGUGUAUCGUGCAGAGUUGUGUUUAAUUAGGCAUUGUGGUCCAGUUUGCAGGAUCAAAUAUGAAAUUCCAGUAAAAAAGCAGAAAAAAACUGUGUAGGGAAAUGUUUCAUUUUCAAUUUUCAUUUUGGCGUUUGAAGUUAAAAUAUCACAAUAUGAACGAUUAAAUAUGAGAAUGCUAUCAGCUCAGCAAGUCCAGAAUCUGUGAACAUACUGAGCAGAGCUAUUGUCUGUGGUGUUAAUUGUCAGAUGGAAGAACUAACAGGACAUUGAACUGCUAAUAGCCAUGCAGUUCAAUGUUUUUGUUGUUUUAGUGAGCGAUACUGCAAUAUUCAUCCUUUUCUCGCCGUUUGGAGUGGUCAGUCUACUCUAGGACUUGGUGUGCUUUUGGAGUUUGGCAGCAUUUACCAUGCAGUAUGCAGGAGGUGCCAUCCUGAUCAUGUUUGUCAUUGGUUUAGUUCAUAUCUGGCAUUUUAGAAGUUUCAUAGACUUACACAGUAAAAGAAGAGCGAGUGAUCAAAGCCACCAAACUGCAGGUCUUUUUAUCCUCUAUAGGGCUGGGCGAUAUGGCCUCAAAUCAAUAUCACGAUAUAUUGAACGAUAAAUGGACGAUAACUACUCCAGAAGCUGCUCACUCCCUCCCACAUUAACUUCGAUUGCAUCAGCCGCUACAACUUUUGAACCGUCCUCCAUCUCCUCACCUGUCUUUCCCUCUUUGUUCCUGGAUGGGGCGGAGUCACGUCUCUGAUGUAGGACAGCGUCUUAAAGGGACAUGAGACCAUAGCCACCUACAUACAUCCAAAACCAACUUUUUUAUUGAUUUUUUUGACACCAAAUAUAUUGACAUGGGUAAAAUGACGCUGGUUAUUGUUGCAGAUUUCGAUAUCGGUAAAUUUUCAGUUUAUCUCCCAGCCCUACACCUUUAACAUACUGCACCACAGUCGACCACCACCACCCACUACAACUUCAAUGAUAAAAAGUCACCUCAUGUCAACAAAAUCUGAAAAUGUAGAAGCUUUGCAAAAGUUGAGUUUAUGAUGGCGCUGUUUUAUUGGAUAGCACUCGACUGAAUACUGUCAUGGCUUUUUGGUAUAGAUACACUUUACAGAGAAAUGUAUUUAAAUGUGUACAAAGGAAACUUUGUCAGCAGUGCUCUCUCCUUUUCAACAUAUACAGUGUGAGCACUCAGGCUGUACUUCUUCACCGUGAUACUGUACAUAUAUACUGGGCAUAUUUCAUGAACUUUGGUUGUGCAUCACUCAUGGUUCACUUGUACAGUGUGAGCUGACAUCCCACCACAGCAUGAAACAUCUGUAAAGUAUAUGCCCAACCAAAGCAUAGCAACAUUUGGUUCAGAAAGCAAAAGGGUUUCUGACAAUUUUUUCCCAGCCCUCCCAUGGGGUUCCCAGGGCAUUUCCGAACCAAAUGGGAUGUAUAAUCCCUGUAAUCCCAAUAAUCUGCUCCAAAUCUGCCUUGGAAUCUCCUCCCAACCGGAUGUGCCUAAAAGACUUCCACAGGGAGGCGACCAUGGUGGACAAUACAACCAUCACAGUUGGCUCCUUUUACUUUGAAGGAGCUGGCAGUGUUUACCGUACCAGGCAAACAAACUUGUGUGUCUGAAACUAAGGGGGCAAAGAAACUUGACAUCCUUCACUCAACACAGCACGCCAUCUAUUAGGGUUUGAGAAAUCUCCCCUUCCUAUUGAACAUAAUUGACUCUAUCUCAAACUGAGAGAUGUUGGCUGUAAUGGUCUUGAUAAGAACAAAACCAUCAGUUUCACACAGAUAUAAAUGUAAGAAUUUAGACUUUGCUGCUCACAUUUUUUCCCCUACUUUCAGACCUGUACAGUAAACAGGGAAUCAGGUAUUAAUGAUGAUUUGCAGUCAAAUGUACUCGACAGGAAACAUAGACAGUUGUUAAUUUAUUGCCCCCUUUUUAAUAAAUUACUGCUCGUCUAUACUUAGACUUUGUUUGUCUGCUAGAUGAUGCAUUACAAAACACUGACUAGAGCUUAACCCUGCUGGUUUUUAAUCUAGCUAUCUAAUCAGGAACUAUUUUAAUUCAUGGAUUAAAAACCAGAUCUGCCUCGUGGCCCAAGGAUCAGGAUUGUGAGUUGUUGACAUUGACAGUUUUGUGUUUGGGGUAAAAAAAAAAUCCUCAGUAUUCCUUUUUAAAUGACACCACUCAUGUUUUAUAAACCCACUAUGAUUAACAAUGGCUAAACAUCUUGUUUUUUUCUAAAUCUGGGGUUAUUCUUUUGAGAGGGGCACCUGUUUUGUUCUUUUAUUUUAACUCAGUGUAUUUCUACACAAUAGUUUUUUACAUAAAUCAAGUCAGCUAAAUCCUGGCUUGUUGUCUUUAAGGUAGUCAGUGGCAUCUGUCAGGGUAUUUGGGUUGGGGCGGGGGACACAGAGAAGCUGAAUGAGUCUCACUCCCACACGUUUCAUUCACUGGCAUCAGAAUUCACAACUCGCACAGUGAGAGGCUCUGAAUAGAGGCUGCACGCUUCUCACACUAUUAAAAAUUCAGCAGUCUAGCAAGGCCAUGGCGUCUCCUACGUCACUGGAGUUACAUUGAAGAGUGCAGUCACAUUUCAGCGACAGCUCUCCAGUCUUAUUUACCUGCAUGCCUCUCCUGUCUCCCUUCCAGCUUUAACUCAACUAGACAGCCCCUUGCAUCCAAUCUCGAUAUAACCGCAACUCUAUCCCAGGAACACAUAUAUACAUCAUAUAGACAAGAAUAUUGUAUAUCUGUCCCAGUCCCAACACAACUGUCAUCCUGUGGAAGCUUUAAAUUAAAAUGUAAGAGGAUGAUAACAUCACUGAAAGAAGGCAUGAGUCAUCACUCAGUUAAUUGUAGUAAAUAACUUGCAAAAAUAUAAUUAGAAGAAUACGAUGUUGGUCUUUUUAAUCAGAUCUUUACUGUGUCUUUGUGUCCAACGCAGUUAAGCAUUUUCAGGUGUGAUAAAUAGUUAAAUAAGUAUUUGUUCAAGCUCAGCAGUUCAUAAAAUUUGCACCCUACAUGUGGCACUGCAGCUUCUGCUCUCACCUGGCUCUGCUCCCUUUGUUUACAGGAGCUUUAUUAUUGGAUCAUGUUGCUCCAGGUGGUGUUUCUAAAAUUCUGUCACCUAUAAGUAUGCACUUUCAGUACAAUAGAGUUCAAACCAAAAUAUCAUAGCCUAAAAAUUGACCAAAAGCUGCAUGAAUGCCUCACCUGACUACCUGCAAAACUCACAUUUUGUUGCAGGGCUGCUGCAGUCUGUUGUACUGGUGUAUGCGUUGGACGUGUCAUUGCCACAUUAGCAAUAAGAACUGUGAAUAAAGUGCACGUGUAAAUGUGAUGUGACCAUGUUUACAGCUAUAAUAUUUAAACUGACUAAAACUGAAAAAAAAUAAAAAUCACCUGCUCAUCCAUCUUGUAAAAUUAAAGCGCUAAAUCGAAUGUUAAGACAACUGCUAUGAAGUUUGACAAAAACUUUUAAAAAGUUCAAUGUGCUCAUGCUAAGCGUAUAACAUUUGAAAAUUAAUCUUUUCUCUCUCUCUUUCUCUCUCUCUCUCUCUAGGGUGUCAGAAGCUCUGCAGCGAAUUUUCACAAGCCGGGCCCAAAUCAGGAGAGAACAGCUGGAUCUGGAGAGACAGCUGAAGGAGAAUGAGCUGCGCCAGCGCUACAGUGAGGAAGACAACCUGCAGGUCCAGUACUUGUGUGCCAAGGAAAAGACUGAGAAGGUAGCUGGUGCUUACGCUGCUAUCCACAGACUCCAUCAUCCCCACAGAAAACAGCUGCUGAGUCAUCAUUUUACUUCUCCCUUCUCUACGGCCGUCUUAGCCUCUCAUUUACGCCACUACAGGACAGGGUCACCGCUCCCUGUUCCUUGCUCCCUUUUGCCAUUUAGACCCAGCAUAAGGCCCAGCGGUGAAUGCCAAAGCAAGAAAGUCAAAGUACAGAAAGAAAAAUUCUCAAUAAUCCUCAACAGCCAACUUUGCUGAAUUGUUUGCAGACAUUAGAGAAAAAAAAUUAUGAAACAGUUUCCUGUGAAGUGCCAAACAAUCUGUUAACAAAAAUGUGAUUUUUCCUCUCAAACUUUGGACAGGUUUCCUUUGAUUUACUAUUCAAGACAAAAUAACAAAUACCCAGCAUUCUUAAGUAAUUUGCAUAUUAAAUCUGGAGCCUGUUUGCCAAAUGUCUCCUUUCAGUUUUCACUGUUAUUUUGACCAUAUUACACAGCCAGUGGUAGAAAGCCAAAAACAAUGAAGGACUGAAAGACUCACUUUACUUACUUUUUUUUGUCGUUGUCGUUUUCAAUAGGCCACUUGUAAACACAACCGGAAGAUUGCAAGUUUAUGCACUCAGCAGCAACACAUUAGCAAACGUCUGAAGGAGGCGGGAGCACGUUUCUUGGACAAUGACAGCAUGCUUCAUCGUAUUGAAAAUGAGGUCAAACUCUUGAAGUCAGACAACCAGACUUCAGAGGUAAGUACGAUUAAGUGAUCCUCUAAUUUUUAUUCAUUUAACUUCCUACUUUGUAAAAAGAUUUUUUGUAAGUUAUGGAAGAAAGUAAGUUGUGUGUUUCAUGUUAUUUCCUGUUGAUUUAAACCAUGCGCACAAUACUUGUCACAUUUAAAAUAAACUUUGCAUUUAAAUUUAUGUAGGAGGAUAAGUUAUAAGUUUUGAGAAAACUAAAAGGAUAAUUGCAUAACUGUUGUAGAAGGUGAAGCAGUUAAAACAAGAUUAAAUAUGAUAAGAUAUAGCGGAAGAAACUUAACAUUAUAGAUUACAUCCCUCAAAACUCAUUGCUUCUUUUUUUUUGUUUGUUUGUUUUGGGAGGUAGGCUGUCUCUCCACUAGUGUCGUGACUGUCUUUGUUUUCUUCCCAUCUGUUCUCCCAGUAAUUAGAACCGUGCUCAUUUUAUUUCUCCAGCUCACUCGUGGAUCACUGAAGAGAAUAAAUCAAUACCCUUUACUCAUCCCUCACACAGCAGCCAGUUACCUAAAACCAUGCCCAUGUUAUUUUUUUCUUCUUUAUCCUUUCUUCCAGGAACUGACCCAGAACUAUGACGCACCCACCGGUCAAAUGUUCUCUCUGCUGUUGUUUCGUAGUUCCUUUACGUCAGAGUUUCUCUUUUUUUAUCCCCUCUCUUACCCUGAGCAGGCAGCUUUCUCUGAUGAAACAAGGAUCAAAACAGAACUUUGCAUCUCACUCUAGUAUCCUGACCUCCAACCACCAUUUUUCUUCUAAUUCUGCCUCAGCGGUGCUAAUUCAAUAUGCAGUUAUGUUGCACUGACUUUUGCCUCAUUAUUUCUGCUCCCUGACCUCAGUUGUCCCUCUUCUUCAGGUUUUAGAGAGGGAUCUACAUUGCCACAGAUUGGAGCUGCAGGUGAAUGAUCUCAAACAGCACAUCAAGCAGAUGGUCCAGCUCACUGCACUGCAGGAUCAGGAGAACAAGCGCAUGCAGAAGUAGGUUAACAAUACCUUGAACUACUUCUUUGUGCGUUAACCAUCACUCAGUGCAGCUAAAGAGACCGCCCUCUGACCUGUGUUUUCUCCUGGUUAAAUAUCGGUGUUAUUUUCCCAUUGCUUUUCAGAAUGGUGAACAUCUUGUUGCCAGCUUUUAGUCGGCACUAUUCUGUGCUGUCUGGGGCCGGGCUGGCCACAUCGACAGAUGAGGUGGAGAACCAUGAACUUGAACACCUUGUGUUGAGGGAGAGGGGUGUGGUCUGGGCUGACCAAGAAGGGGUGGGUCAGCAGCCGAAAGGUGAGGAGAUCGGAGAGGAAUCACAGGAGACAAAUUCGGCAGGGAGUGAGUUGGCACCUGCCCUGUCUUUCUCACAUCUGCUGUACCACGAAAGUAGCCCCUGCAGUAAGUAUAGUUUUAUUUUUAUUUUUUUUUUGUUUAGUUUAUGAAAUUCCAGAAAACAUGAAAACUACUCAUCAUAUUUCCCCCGCACUGUUGUUUUUUAAAAGUCAUUUUCAACCCAAAAAUACUAGAAAGAUUAGAAGCUAGAAACAGUAAAGGUUGGCAUUUUUUUUUCCUUCUAUGGAUUAUUUAUUAUAGUGUAUUUGUUUGUUUGGUUUUUGCAUCACAUUACUUUACUGGGGGAUUGUCAGAUCUCUUGAUAUGUAACCUGACACCUAAAAAAAAAAAACUUUGUAUGAAGAAAUUUCCUUAAAAAAUACUUAUUGAAUCUUAAAAGAAACCUCAGAAGAUACGCAACAGCUCCUAAACUGAACCAGAUUAAAAUAACAAUAAGUCACACACUUAGUCAUGAUCCUGUGUUGGUGGUGAAAUCUAGAGAAGGUGUCAUUUUAUGGGAGGUCAGGUCGCCUCAGUAAUUGAAUAUAAAUGAUUUGUCCUCCUCAAUUAACUUUAUCAAGUGCUUGCGACAAUCUCACCCCUCCCCUUCCAUGACUGAAAGAAAAAAGAGAGAGAGAGACACAACAGGGAAUGAAUCUUUGUCGAACUGGAAAGGGAGAAAAUACCACUUGGUUAGUAAAGUCGGUUAGUUAUCGGUUAGUGAGUUGUCUUAGUUGUGUAGAAUAUGUUCACAUGUCAGGGAUAGGGAUUUAGGGAUUGUAUGAAAUGCCAGUAGGUUGAAACAGAUCCAUGGAAAGUAUUAGUCCCUACAUGCACGUACAGCUUUUGUUGAAGUCAUAAGUGUGUAAUUGUAGUGUAUUGAACAUUUCCCAGUAUGCGGCACAAAGUUCAAAUCAUAAUUACAGUCUAUAUAACAUCAAAAGUGAAAAUCUAUGAGUGUAUUAAUUUAUGUGUGUUUUAUGUUUCCUCUAUUAUGCGGCUCCGUCACGGGGGCACUCCUAAGUCAUGAGUUGAGACAGGUAUUCACAGGGGGGAAUAAUGUUAAAUGUAAAAGUCAGGUGUUCAGUCGGAACAAGUCUACCCGGCACUUGUCCAGGUCAUGUGUGUCCCGCGGGACCCAUGAGAUUGCACCGUUCAUUUUUAACUGUCAUGUCUGCAUGACCUGGCAGCACCAGGCAACCAUGAAAUAUAAGCCAAGACAGACAGUGGUGCAUGAACCAGAGCCGGCCCGCAUCACUCAAUUACUAUGAAGGUGUCUUAUCAUCAGUAGAGCAGUACACUCGGUGCCCGUCUUUCUAUUCCCCUAUAACACAGAGGUGGGCAAUUAAUUUUUACAUGGGGCCACAUGAGAAACCUGAACUGUGUUGGAGGGCCAACAAUAACUUCAACUUCAAAUCAGGGGGGUUCACACAUACAGAAAAGCAAGCCCAAAAAAAAGCGCACCCACGACUCACGAGUUUUACAAGCAACUUCUGAGAGAAACACGCCUUAAGUCUUUUAUAAUAAGGGGACUUGGCAACUAUAACUUAUGUACGAAUAUUUUGCCGAUGUUUAAACUUGUCUCUGUUCACAAACGCACGUGCGUCCAAACAGAAAUAAAACAACGGCUAGUUUUUCAAAAUAAAAACAACACACUUUUAUAGCAUGUUGAUGAUUUGAUUGACGGACCUCAUGAAGGGCCGGGCAGGGACAUCCAAAGGGCCGGAUGUGGCCCUCGGGCCGUAAAAUACCCAGGUCUGCUAUAACAGCUUGAUUCGUUUCCGGUUUGUUUUUGUAUACUCUGUUUGAUGUUUGGUAUCUAUUGUUAUUAUUAUUAGAAGUAGUAGUUGUAGUAGUAGUGGUAGUAGUUUUAUUUGUGAGAAAAACACCUGAGUUGACACAGGUAUGAAGGCCGAUCUCCUGUAGGCUAGGGGUGGGAAUCACUAGUGGCCCCAUGAUACGAUAUUAUCAUGAUACGAUAUUAUUGCGAUUUUUUUUUUUACAUUUUGCAAUACAGUGAGUAUUGCGAUACCAUAUUGCGAUUUUUACCAUUUUUUCAAAUGUUUAGCUAAUUUAGCAUUUGUCUUUCCUUUUAUGUUUGUCUUAUUUACGCUGUAUUUUAUUUUCAUGUGGCACAUCUUGCAAACCUUAUAUAUAUUUGUUGUACUACCUUUCUCCUGCUCUAUGAUGUCACCUCUGCCAACGUCACUGGACAGACAGUGGAUUUUAUUUUUCCAUUAUCAUAGAUUUGACUUCAUAUUAGGUUAAAACAUCACUAUAUGAUUGAGACAGUGUUUUGGCUUUCUCUCUGUUUUGUAGACACACCAGCACACAUCGUGAUUGGGCUCUUGCGUGGGAUUUGGCGAACAUUUUAAGAAGCCACACUUUUUUAUUAAGAAGAGAAUGAACCACAGUUUGUUUGUUUUUUAUUUUUAUCUGAGUGAGUCUCCUUGCUCAGUGAAACUCUUCAAGGCAAAGUUAUUUAUGAGGUGCUUGAAAAACAUUUUGGAUUGGAUGAUUUUAAACAUUUUUAUUUCAGAAGACAAUAUUUCAUUAAAACUUUCAGUGAACCUUUAUACGCCCUUAAAACCUCUAAUCCAAUAAGUUAGAGCGACAGAAUGUAAGCUUGCAAAACCCGAUAUAUGUCAAAGUGAGAUUGUUUAUGAAGAAAAAACACACAUUCCGCAGAGGUUCGAUAGAGAUGUUGUGAUAUUGCCUUUCUCAUGAUUUGUCUUCACCUUCAGGUGCAGAAAACCGCUGCGAAACAAUAUUCAGCCGUGCUGCUUCAUCACCAAAAGGUAAACCCACUCACCCAUCUUGCUAAUAUACUGUAGUCAUUAAUCUAAAACCCCAUCAUGUCUGUUAAUCCCUCCCCCCAUCAUUCACCUUCUUUCUCCUUGUCAUCCCUCAAUCCAUCCAUCACACGUUCCCUGACAAACUUAAAGAGAUGUUGCCGUGUUUUAUUGAAGCAGAACACACAGAUCAUAAAGUUGUUUUUUAAUUGACAUAUAAAUUUUUUAUUGUUUCAGUGUAAGCCGUAAUUUUCUCUUUGCCACAUUGUUUUUUUUUUUCAGUUUUCUGAACAUGUUGUUAGCUGUUAAAAUGAAAGGACUUGUUCAGAGUGGUAAAAAAACACAAUAAAAGUCAGACAUGUAAUAUAAUUUGAUUUACAGUCGUGCUGCAGACGUUCUGUCCCGGCCAAAACUUGAAUAAUGAAAUGAUGUGAAUACUCACAAUCCAUUUUAUAGCGGAAAAACUAUACAAAAGGAACCUUUGGGGAAAUGUACCAGAAAAAAAACAUUUGUGAAAUAUUGCACUUCAAAUUGGCUGUAAUGAUAUUUACUGCAGGUGGUCUACAUUUCAUUGAAGCAUUGUGGGAAAUGCUCCUGCCAGAUGACCAGAGUUCUUUGAAUGGAAAUAUAACACAGAGGCACCAGGGAGUUUGUCACCACUGCUAUUAAAUUUCCAUGAAGCUUAUCAUUAGACAUGAACUCCUUACAUUUAGAUUCGAACAUUUUUCUGAACAGUAGGUCCAGCCGAUUCUUCUUUCUACAUUUCAAGCCAGUUGUUUCAUUAUUUUAUUUCCAUUUGCUCAUUGGCUUACACAGCAACUUGUUCCACUUGUGUUACUUUGGCUGGCUUUAAUAUUUUCACAAAACCUCAAGUGGCUAAUUUUUAACUUAAUUGAGUUUAAUGCAGCAUGUGGCGCACCUACUAUAACUCUCUGAAUGGACAGGAUAUUGUAUUGAAAAACAAAGAACAGCUAGUUUUUACGCUUUGUUUACAGGAUAUUUCUUGUCAACAAAUCAACCCCAGUCUCUAAAUAUGAAUAAAGAUCCAAGAUUUUAACAGCUGCAGAAUGAUGUGCCUGUCGUUGAAGCUCAUCCUACUAAGGCCUAUAAAGAAAGAAAAUCAUGUCCAUGCAUACUCUCCAUUUUAACAAAACAUACAUGCAAGCCUUUUACAGGCCUAACAGCAGCACAAUAGAGAUUAACCAUGCAGUAUGAUCACUGUUUUUGCAUCACUGCGUUCCCAUUAUUGGGAUCAGGUUUCCACCUUUUUUUCUAUCUUGUAAAAUCAUAUCUGUGCAUUCACCUUUCUGACUCACACCUGCAUCUUUAAAAGGCCACCCUGUGUGCUUCAAACUAGAGCUGCUACUCAAAUAUAUAUGUGUACUGUGUAUAAACACAUACAUAAAACUGCUAUAUAUAUGCAAUACAGCAUCAUCAGCUGAGAUAACUGACUAAACACUCACUGGUAGAAGCAAAGCAUGUGUUCAUACAGAAAGAUUUUGUUUUGGGGAAAAGUGCUCUGUUCUCAUCCUGACACUGUUUGUAAGUCUCUGACUGCUUCCUCAGCUGUUAAUGGUAGUCACUGCAGCAUGUUAUGAGAAAUAGCUCCACCCAGCAGAGUGCAAAGCCAAUCAAAUUUCAGUGCUCAAAGAGAGGGCUGGGAUGUUGAAAGAGCAUUAACUCUUUGAGGGCUGAUAAAUAAUAGCAAAGCACACAGAUAGGAGCCCUUUGAGGGGAACAUUUCAUUAUUUUACUAUUCAGUGUUAAUUAGAAGAUGUCCACACAUCCAGUUAUUAUUAGAUUUAUCCUUUUUUCAUUCAGCUUCCUCUCACUGCCUCUUUAAUGUUUUCCUUUUUAUACUGCUAUUUGAUCCUCUCUCUUUCGCUUCUCUCUUAUCUAUUUUUUCCUCCUUAGAUUUUGCAGUCCCUUUUGCUUCAAACAUCUGUUUGUCUGGCUUUUUUUCUCUAUCCUACCUUUCUAUCCCUCCUACCCUCAAAUGUUUUUCUCUGUCUGUCUAGCAUAUAACCCCCCCAAUCCCUCUUGAGCUUCAUUCAUGAAAAUGCAGAUCCACAGCAGGGCAGGAAAAAACGUCAACAGACGUAAACUCCCCUGCUCCACCAACCAGAAAAGGCGCACUAUAAAAAACAGGCAGCAGCAACCAGGCGACCCUAAUUCAGUGCAGCCUCCACCAGAAAUAGCAACUCAUGCAUGUAUUAAUCCCCUACAAGCCAAAAAUAUGUGAUUGAAGGAACUCUGCUGCCAUUUAUUGCUAGGGACAACUCCUCUGCCACUGGAAAGUGCUAUUUAUCAUCGUCUCCUCUCUCGGUGUGCUGUCUGAAGUCUGACUCACAUUUGCUAAAUAUUACAUUUUGAUAUUAGGGCCAUAUAUAAAUCACUCAUCCACCUUUGUAUCAAGUGUUCUCACUUCCUUUAUGUGCUGGCAUUUUUCCUUUUUUAGCCCCUUCUUAACCCCCACCACACCUCGACAGGAAAUGCCACGAGUGUAAUAGUGUUCAUAAUGCGAUGCAGACAGUGAUUCAGCCUUGUUCUUCCCAGUAGAAUUUUGCUGUCAUUUUCAAAUUAAGUCACUCUGAGUGGCCAAAAAAAAAACUAAACACUGGAUUAAAGUGUCGCACAUCCAUCAACCAAUACUUUCAUCAUUAACAGCCUUUUUUGGUGUUUAGAUAAUAAUCAAUGUUGAGAGAUGGAGAAAGGAACAAGUUCUGUGUUUUUGUGUUUAGUUUUUUUUUGUGUGUGUGUGUGUGAUAACUCUGUAAAUAAUGCAGCUGCAGAUCAAUUUUAAAGUUAUUUAGCAAAGAAUUCAGUGUUUUGUUUUGUUUUUUUCUUUGUCUAUUAGAAGUUGACAAAGAUUUGAGCCAUACAAUGCACAGCUGUUUAAUAGCUGACUUACACUCUGUUGUAUAUUUACAAAUAGUCGGAGCUUACAAUGUCACCAGGUGUAGCCCUAAAACUUGAAUGGCUAACCAAAUGAUUGCACCAAGGUACUGAUCAUGCCUAUUAUAUCUGAGGUGAUAUCAUAGUUUAUAUCUAUGUAAUAGAAGUUUAUAACUUUUAUUAUUAUUAUUAUUUUUUUCUGUUUUCAUUUUCUACUAAGGUUUCAGUGGCCAUUUAAGUUUUUCAUCUGAACAACCAUUCCCAUCCAACCUGACAGAAUAUAUUUUUUUAACUUUCACAGUCACUGCCUCUUGUGUUUCACUCUCAGUGUUUCAUAUUUUGAUGCAACGUAUCUUAAAAAAAAAACUCAAAAUGUGCAAGGUUUUGGCUACUCAUGUGUUUGUGCCAAAUCUUAUACAGUUAAGUAAACGGUGUAAAAGAUGAGUGUUAAUUCAUACACUGGACUUAUAAAACAAAUGUCUGUAACAUAGUUUUAUUAGUGUUUUCGAACUGCUGGCUAUUUUAACACCUUUUUUUGCAUUCAGUAAAAUAAAACAAUUUAAAGCUCCUAUAAGGAGUUUUGUGAUAUUAAUGAAAUUGACUGAAAUUCACUAUGAUGCCUUUAUAUGAUGUACAAAAGCCAACAAAGCUUUAAUCAACAAAUAACAGGAAACACAGACAGAAAAAUGUUUGAUUCUGUGAAGUAUUGCCACAAGGGACUUCUGGAUUUCUGACCAGCCAACUAUGAAUAUUAAAAUAAAUAAAAAAAACACUAUUUAAAUAUUAAACGUCUAAAAAUAAAGGUAGAUAUCGCUCAAUUAUUCCAUGCUUGUUAAUAUAGCUGAUUUUCUUAGCCAGGAGCAUAAUUCCGAUGGAUUACUCAUUAAUAUACAAGAAAAGGUCAAACAUAUGGAGUUGUGCUGUAGAGUUCAUAACGUGAAUGACUCAUAUGUCAGGAGCAAUAUUAAACUGCAUUGUUCUCCCAUACAUCGUAAACAAAUUUAACACAGUAAUUUUUAAAGGGACAUUCUCUUUAAUCAGCACAGUUUGGACCAAUAUACACCGACAUUAUAGUUUCACAUUUAGACAUCGUAAGCAUGUGUUAUAGUUUAAGUGUAUUUCACCACUUUUUCAUUUCUAUUAACUGUUCGUGUUUUUGCUUCUUUUGUUUUUAGAUAGAAGAAACCAGACUGACACAAAACAGGAGCCAAUUCCUAAAAUGCCCAUCAGAAGAAACCUGUGCACAUCACUCCCACCACAUAGCCCCCAGAUUGGUGUCAAGACUCAACAUUUUGAGGAGGGUCUUUGCCCGCUGCAGUGCACACCAGAACCUGCUAAACAAACUGUUAAGGUCCUGCCAGUGAGCUCUGUCAGUGCUAUGGAUCCCAACAUGACCUUUGAGGUUUUUGACAAUGACGAUCAAACUGCAAGUAAUGCAACCAUCAUAAUAAGUGAUGGGAGUCCCUGUCAGUCAUCAAAGCCCACUGACUUCCUAGGGUUGAAUCGACCACCCCUUCCUCCCAAGACCAAUGAGGGGAACCAGGUUUUGGCCAAAAGGUAAGAAAUUGUUUAUGUUCUUGUUCAUUUGACUUUGAUUUUGAAUGUUCAUCUUGUUGUUGUUCUUUAGAGGUUACAGUUUUGGUUACAGAUUUUAUUCUUGCCUUGACAAAGCACCAUAUUAACAUUUAGCGCUCACUCUCAAAUGCAUAUAAGUCGAGAAAGGGGUCAAUUGGCACCAGUUUACAAAGUUUAAACCUCAAUUUUCUGUCCACCUAUUUUACACAACUCACAUGGUUUGACACGAUUUCCCUCCCUUCCUGUGGUCAUUAAUCUUACAUCGCCCACCGUUUUUGUGCUGGCUCAUUUAGUGGAUUACACUAUUGACUUCACGCAUACGGUAUUAAGGCCACCAAUCCUUAUGAUUUUUUUCAUCCACAAAGCCAUAAACAAAUGCAUCUAUGCACUCACAAAGCACAAACUGCAUUCCAGUGAUCACUUUGGAAUUCCCUUCACACAUAACAGUAAAAUACUGCAAGACAGCACUCCUCAUCACAGUACUUUUUGGGAAAUACCAAAUAGUCACAGAACUACGCUAUCUACAAUAACACAUCAAAUCCAUUCGUUGCGCUUUCUUUACCCCAGUGGAUCAAACAAUUUCCACCCAACACUUUUUUAGAAACAGAGUAAGUCAACAAGUGGUUUUUUACUCACUCCCAAAGGAUUCAAGCAGAACUGAACCAGCGGGCGUUAUAAACAUCAUUACCUCAUCUAUACCUCUGACAUGCGAGGCAGUUUGUUGGCAGCCAAGACUUCAUAUUAUCUUCUAAACAUGUGGCAUUGAUCAUAAGAGUCUGAGUUCAGAGCCUGUCUCCAAACAUUAACUGCUAACUUAUGUAGCAGACGACUUUUUACCGCCCAGUUCUGUACGUGCGUCCUGUUCUUUCUCAGGGCUGCUCUCCUCGUCUCAGUUAUCUCACAAACAUCGAUUUUUGUCUAAUAUCGCUAGUGUCUAGACAAGCUAACUUUGGUCCUUUCAACAAUACUGGUCUGUUUAAGUUUUCAAGUCUGGUCACUUUGUGUGUACUGUUUUGUGUUACCCAAAUCUAAACUAUCCAUCCGUCAUUCCUGCCAAGUCACAACAUACAAGAUAAAAAGUUAAAUCAGUCAACUCUUCUGCUAGGAGUGAAUGUGUAAAGAGUUUUUAAACUAAAGCUCCUGACACACCGGGAAUGACGCAAAUAUACAACACGAAAUUACGAAGUAUUCGGAGGCGAAUUUGGACCCGCCAGUACCAGAUAAGCACAUUAAACUAUAAUCCAUAAACGUAAGGUGACAACCGAGACCUAAUGGUGCUGUGACAGCAACACAAUUGAGUUUGAGACAGUGGAAAUCCAUAUGGUAUGUUGUAUCUGAACAGGUUAGCUUACGAGCAUCUGUCGUAUACUACUUGUUUCCAACUGGGCGUUCUUUAACCAUUGAGUAAGAAGUGUAAAAACCCACAAACUUGAUGGUAAACCAUUCAGGAGUCGCAAAACCUCCAAACCUUUUUCACAACAAGCAAGUUUCCUGGCGGAGACUGAUGUAAAAAAUCAGCAAAGGUUAAAGUACCAUGUAAGUGUUUUAGAGAAACAAGAAAACAAGCCAUGAUCUUUCAACAGCUGGAGGUGCCAUAGACAGGAAAUUAAAAAAAACCCUGCUUCAGAUAGAUUUGUGAGACAACAUAAUUUGCAUAUCCAAAUUUCUUAAUGCGGUUGAAUCAAAAAAGGAUCAUAUAACAAAGGUGUGCUCUUGUUUACACAAAGCUUUUAAAAUACAUCAGAAACACAAUGAUCAGAUGUAAGCUUUCUUUUUUUUAUUAUCUGAUGUUGAAAACAAAAAGGGUUCACAUUCUCAUAUCAAGUCCAAACAGCAGAGAUGUAAACCUUUUGUUCUCUGUAGACAACAGAACCUGACACUGCAAGACGUGAGACGAGCAAACCCAACGUACAUGAGCAUGACAUCUGCUGCACAAGGAAAACGGAAAUUUAAUGGGUAAUGUGCCUGAAGCUUUUUAUCUUUCAUGCAUGUUAUCAACUUUCCUCGGUACAGGCAGACUAUAAAACACUAACGAGGAACUUCUGAUGUUGUUUUGAUGAGUUCUUCCUUCUCGUAUCAUUCACCGUGGCAGCAUCCGAGAAGAGUCACCACAUCCUCUCACUAUGCCGAAACGUAUAAGGAAAGAUCCAUCAGUGACCCGGAAACCACUUCGAGUGCAUCGCUUGGCCGGUAAGUUGGAGUGAAUGAGUGGAUGGACGGAGUUUUCAUAGCUUAAAAUGUUGGUUUCAUGCAACUAGAGAUGUUCCGAUACCGGUCUGAUACUUGUGUUGUGGGUAUCGGCCAAUACUGAGUAUUCCGAUACCAAUGUGUUAUAAAAAAUAUAUAUAUAAUACCAGGCCCUGCAUGACUGUGAUGUGAUUAUCAUUGUGGUAAGGUCUGGUUCAGGUUAAACCCUUUGUAUAACACAAAUAAAUACAGCAAAUUUAAGCCAUUUCUUUUCAAAUAGAACUGUAUAAAAUAAGCAAAUGCAAAUAAAAAUAGGAUUUUUUUUUUUUUCAUUAAAGUGCAGCCGCAAUAUUUUAAAAUAAAAGGGAAUUUAAACAGAACAGAGCUAAUGGAGCUAACCAGUAAAUAAAUUAUUAAUUUGAUAAAUUACAUGGUAUCGGAUCAGUGCCUGGACUCCAAUACUCGCCGAUACUGAUGCCGGCAUUUUCGGCAGUAUCAGAGCAAUUUUCAAUCGGAAUCGGAACAACUCUACAUGCAAUUAUAAAACCAAACUUGCUAAAUUAAAAAAAAAAAAUAAGAGUGUCAGGGUGUAAAAUACGUCAGUAAUUAUGAGCUCUCUCAAAAUGCCGGAGAGGUUUACUUUUGUUUACCUCCGUUAAUUGUUGUCUUCUGGAUGUCUGUCUCCAGGUUUAGAGGAGAACAAGCCCCGAAGGGUUGUGAGGAGUAUAUCAGAGGGAAAUCUCAGCCUCCUUGAACCUCAGAAAUCCAAAUCCAUAUUUUAUAAAACAUCUCAACAUCUUAAAAGAGUGGCCAAACGGAUGUAAAGCAACAUGUUCAAAGCAAGUCUGAAUUUUUCCCCCUCCAUUCGCCCAUUAUUGCUCCAAACCAAACGUCAAUAAAGGUGAAACAUUUUCUCAGCUGCAUUAUUUUGUCAGGGGUGUUUUGUUCCAUACACUCUAUUGAGAUUUUUACUUGACUGUAUAUAAACCUUGUAUAGUUUUGAUCCUACUUUUAAACUCAUGCACGCACUAAAAGCUCCAAGUGAAAACAUGUCCUGUUGAUUUCCUCUGUUUUAAACUAUGUUCUCAGUCUGUCUGGUAGGUAACUACAUUUCUUCAGGGCAGCUAACUUUAAAAUUUCAGUGAUAGUUUUAAGAUAAGACUUUUAAUGAAGGUAAGGCUUGGUUGUCUAUGUUUUUGUAUUUUAUUCUUUUUUGUACAGUUAAUAAAUUGGGGUUAUAGAUAUGUUAUAAUAAAAUGUUAUGGAGCAGGAUUUGUGGCUGUUAUUUGUUAAAUAAAUCCAUUUCUGAAAUGUAA
Xyrichtys novacula (pearly razorfish) is the source of this 27233-nucleotide messenger RNA. The record is from the annotation of a GenBank genome assembly. NCBI's taxonomy places the organism in Eukaryota, Metazoa, Chordata, Actinopteri, Labriformes, Labridae.